This is a messenger RNA of Scatophagus argus, 1938 nucleotides long. RefSeq names its product UDP glucuronosyltransferase 5 family, polypeptide G1 (gene ugt5g1). NCBI's taxonomy places the organism in Eukaryota, Metazoa, Chordata, Actinopteri, Scatophagidae. The transcript is spliced from 2 exons. The coding region runs from base 126 to 1712 and encodes 528 amino acids. The record is from RefSeq and is a predicted model, not a curated record. Gene Ontology annotation, molecular function: UDP-glycosyltransferase activity.
UAGAAUCAUAGUUGUGUGUGUAAAGGUGAAGCAGUGUGGGAUCAAACACCACAUAGUUUCCCGGCUCACUCAGAUCCUGGAGUACAAACCAAACGUGUGGAUUUUGAUAUAGCAACUACAAGGAAAUGUCCAGCAUAAUCUAUAUAUUUCUGACAGGGCUCUGCUUCCUGUUGCUCAGCCCCACUGGUUGUAGUGGCAGCAGGAUUCUGGUAGUUCCUGUUGAUGGCAGUCACUGGAUCAACAUGAAGGUGAUCCUCGAAGAGCUGCACUCCAGAGGUCACACCAUCACUGUGCUGCGCUCUGCCAAGAGCUGGUACAUCCCUGCUAACUCCUCAAUUUAUACUUCUAUUAAUGUGCCCAUGCUGGAGGAUGAAGCAGACAUGGACUACUACAAUAAAAUGUUACUAGAUGUUAUGGAAUGCCGCAGGUUGCCGACUUUUAUACGCACUUUCUGCCAACAGUACUUGAUCACAUCCAUGUUGGCAAAGGGCCAUGAGAUCCUUGCCAGAGCAGCCGCUAUAAUGCUAGAUGACCCUGUCUUUAUUACGAAGCUGCAAGAUUCCAAGUUUGACUUAAUGUUAACGGACCCUGCUCUUACUUUAGGGGUUUUACUGGGUAGUUAUCUCAAGCUACCAAUGGUUUUUAAUGUGCGCUGGAUUAACAAUGGAGAGGGCCAUUUCACUAUAGCUCCCUCUCCUGUCUCCUACGUUCCGGUGUCAGGAAGUGAACUUCAUGAUGAAAUGGAUUUUUUGGAGAGGGUCAAGAAUAUGUUACAUUAUCUCCAUAGUGUUGUUGAGCAGCACUUUAUCAUUAACCCUGCCUACUCAGAUCUGCUCCAGCGGCACUUCCGUCCUGGAACUGACUUGAUGUCUUUGCAGCGUGCAGCUGAUAUCUGGCUGGUGAGGACAGAUUUUGUCUUCGAAUUCCCUCGACCCACUAUGCCUAACCUGGUCUACAUAGGGGGUUUCCAGUGCAAAAAGGCCCACCCCCUUCCUGUUGAAUUAGAGGCCUUCAUGCAGAGCUCUGGUGAACAUGGGGUGGUGAUCAUGUCGCUGGGGACACUGGUGUCAGCCCUGCCUCGUGAGAUCACAGAGGCCAUCGCUGCUGCUUUUGCUGAUCUCCCUCAGAAGGUGGUGUGGAGGUUCGUGGGAGAAAAGCCUGCUUCCUUGGGGAACAACACCCUGCUGGUAGACUGGCUGCCACAGAAUGACCUCCUUGGACACCCCAAGACUCGUGCCUUUGUAGCCCAUGGAGGAACCAAUGGCAUGUAUGAGGCUAUUUACCAUGGCGUUCCCGUUCUGGGCCUGCCUCUCCUCUUUGACCAGUUUGACAACCUACACCGGCUGAAGGUACGUGGGGCAGCACGGGUGGUGGAGGCCAAAUCACUCACCAAAGCAGAUUUCCUGGAGGCUCUAAAGGACAUUCUGGAGACUCCCUCAUACCGUGACAAUAUACAGCGUCUCUCACACCUUCACCGUGAUAAGCCAGUGCCUCCAAUGGACACAGCCAUCUUUUGGAUUGAGUAUGUAAUCAGGAACAAAGGAGCAGCCCAUCUGCAGUCAGCAGGUUUUAGAUUGCCGUGGUACUCCUACUUCUGCUUCGAUGUGGCUGUUUUAAUUAUGGCUCUCAUUGGAGCUUGUACCUGGGUUGCAGUCUUAGUAUGUAGGAUUCUCUGCUGCCGAAUGUCAAUGAGAAAGUUGAAAGCAGAGUAACUGAUUCGAUAAUAACUAAUAAUAAUAAGUGUUGUGCUCAAAUAACUAAUCAGAUAUCUAAAAAUAAGUGAAGUUUAACAGUGACUCACUUUCAUUUGCUGUUUAGUCACAGUUCUGGCUCAUAUUCUGACCUUUUCCAGAAAGUAAAGCUCUUAAUCAGUGUGCUAGUGUCAUUUUGUUUUACAUGCAGAUAAUCUUGUAAUAAUGUUUCUGAUAUGGUAAAAAU